Medioppia subpectinata is the source of this 522-nucleotide messenger RNA. The record is from the annotation of a GenBank genome assembly. Lineage: Eukaryota; Metazoa; Arthropoda; Arachnida; Sarcoptiformes; Oppiidae.
UUACAAUGUUGUGACCCAUAUAUUCAGGACCAAUACGACAACCUCUCGGCUCAAAGCCAUCGGGGGAUUGAGUUUCUGGACAAAUACGGACAGUUCAUCAAAGAGAGGGCCACUAUUGAGACCGAAUACGCCUCCAAAUUGAGACGUCUUGUCAAAAGUCAUCAAACGAAGAAGAGAGACGACGAAGAGAACCAGCUGACUGUUUGCAAGGCGUUCGCAAUGAUGACACAGGAGGUGACAGACCUGGCGGGUCAGCACGAGUUGAUCGCCGAGAAUAUGUCGGCACAAAUCGUCAAAGAGAUUGCAAUACUGUUAAAAGAGCUGAAAGAUGAGCGCAAACGAUACCUUCAAGAGGGGGCCAAGAAUCAGACGGCUUUGCACACAGCGUUGACCGCUUUGGACAAAGCGAAGAAGGCCUACGAAAAGGCGUACAAAGAGGCCGAGAAAGCGGAGGACAACUACAAGAAGGCGGACGCGGACCUGAAUCUGUCGCGCGCGGAGGUGGAGAAGGCAAGGAUGAUC